This is a messenger RNA of Phytophthora sojae, 1407 nucleotides long. RefSeq lists its product as hypothetical. Gene Ontology annotation, biological process: CAAX-box protein processing. Gene Ontology annotation, cellular component: endoplasmic reticulum membrane. The record is from RefSeq and is a predicted model, not a curated record. The transcript has 2 exons. Gene Ontology annotation, molecular function: metalloendopeptidase activity. NCBI's taxonomy places the organism in Eukaryota, Oomycota, Peronosporomycetes, Peronosporales, Peronosporaceae. The coding region runs from base 1 to 1407 and encodes 468 amino acids.
AUGGAGCUCUCGUGGUGGGAGGUUCCGCUCUUCCGCGAGCCUGGAUGGAGGCCCAGCGCCAGCCCCGUGCCCUACUUCCAGGGCGCGCUGGUGUUCAUGACGCUCGUGUUCCUGUUCGAGACGUACCUGGACCUCCGCCAGCACCGCAAGCUGCACGACAAGCAGUUCCCCAAGCCCCUGGCGGAGGCGAUCGAAGGACUCGGCAGCUACAGCCAGAAGGAGGAGGAGGAGGAGGAGACGACGCUGCUGGAGGCGACGCGCACCAAGUUCGACAAGAGCCGCGCCUAUGGCCUGGACAAGAGCACGUUCGGCUUCGUGAGCGGCGGCUACAACCAGCUGGAGGCGACGGUCUUCCUGCUGCUCGGCUACUUGCCCUUCGCGUGGACGAUGAGUGGCAAGGCGCUGCUGGCGCUGGGCCUGGACGCGGACAAUGAGAUCUACAGGGCAUUGAUGCUGCUGACGCUCACGACGCUGAGGGACACGCUGGUGGGGAUCCCCUUCGGACUCUACUCGACGUUCGUGGUGGAGGCCCGCCACGGCUUCAACAAACAGACGCUCGGACUGUUCUUCAUGGACAAGAUCAAGAGCUUCAUGCUGUUCGUCGUCAUCGGCUUCCCCGUCACGGCGGCCUUGAUCUACGUCAUCCGGUGGGGAGGAGAGUACUUCUACAUGUACGUCUGGGCCUUCCUGUUCGUCUUCUCCGUCGUCAUGAUGACGCUCUACCCGGUGCUCAUCAUGCCGCUGUUCAACAAGUUCACGCCGCUGGAAGAGGGCGAGCUCCGCACGCGCAUCGAGGCGCUCGCAGCGAGCCUCAACUUCCCGCUGACCAAGCUCUUCGUGACCGACGGCUCCAAGCGCUCCAGCCACAGCAACGCCUACUUCUUCGGGCUGUUCAAGAGCAAACGCAUUGUGCUGUUCGACACGCUUCUGGAGCAGGCCACGCAUGAUGAGAUCGUGGCUGUGCUGGGCCACGAGCUCGGACACUGGAAGCUCUGGCACACGGCGCAGGGCUUCGUGAUCCAGCAAGCGUACAUCCUGGCCUCGUUCUACGUCUUUGGCCUUUGCAUGAACGACGCCGAGUUGUUCGCGAGCUUCGGAUUCGCUGGCGACUCGGCCAAGCCCGUGAUCAUCGGCUUCCUGCUCUUCUCGCAGACGAUGUGGGCGCCGGUGGAGCACGUCUUGUCCUUCCUGAUCACCCUGAACACGCGCAAGAACGAGUUCCAGGCUGACGCCUUCGCGGUGGACCUUGGUCACGACGUUGCUCUCAAGUCGGGACUCACCAAGCUCGCGAUCGAGAACCUCUCCAACAUGAAUCCGGACGAGCUGUACAGUGCCUACCACUACAGCCACCCACCUCUCGUCGAGCGUCUUAACGCCAUCACGGCCCGUGCCAAGAAGACGCAGUAA